AUGAAUAGAUUAGUUAGAACAAGUUUUAGAUUUUUGGCAACAAAGAGUCCUAAUUUAGGUACAAUACCCAAUUCAUAUGCUCAUUCUGAUCCAUCAUUUCAAGGAGAUUCAUUAAGUGAUAAUAUAGAGACGGUAAAGUUAGAAUAUGAUAAAUUUUCGCCAGAACCUUCAACUAAAAAAUCACCCGUGGUUAUACUUCAUGGUUUGUUUGGUUCAAAGACAAAUAAUCGUACAAUUGCGAAACAAUUAAGUCAUAGUUUGGAUAGAGAUAUUUUUUGUUUAGAUUUAAGAAAUUUUGGGUCAUCUCCACAUAUAAAUAGACUAGAUUAUCCUAGUUUAUCAGCAGAUGUAGAGUCAUGGAUUCAAGAACAACUGUUUGAAAAUAAACCAAUAUUAGUUGGUCAUUCAAUGGGUGCAAAGACAGUUAUGGCACUAGCGUUAAGAAAACCAAGUAUACCCAAAAUGGUAGUUUCAAUAGAUAAUGCCCCGAUUGAAGGAAAUUCAGAUAUAAAAUUUAUUAAAUAUAUCAAUCAAUUAAGGUUGUCAAUUGAGAAAUAUCAUUAUAGUAAUAUAAAAGAUGUUGAUGCUAAGUUGGCAGAAAUUGAAAGUGAUAAAUCAAUAAGACAAUUUAUAUUAACUAAUUUAAAUCGAGGUAAGAAACAUGAGCAUAUAACAUCAAAGAUUCCAUUAGAUAUAAUUCAAAAGGCAUUACGUGAUGGUAUGAUCUCAAGUUGGCCCUAUGAUUCCAAAUAUGUUAAAUAUAAUGGGCCCACUUUGUUCAUUAGAGGUUCUGAAUCUCCUUACGUUCCGGAUGAAUCAUUACCUGCAAUUUCACAGUUUUUCCCCAAUUUUGAAAUUAGAGAUAUAAAAUGUGGUCAUUGGGUAACUGCUGAAAAACCAAAAGAAUUUAUGGAAACAUUAAUAGAAUUUAUAGAAAGAAAAGAAGAUGAAUAA
Messenger RNA from Insectozyma verbasci, 954 nucleotides. NCBI's taxonomy places the organism in Eukaryota, Fungi, Ascomycota, Pichiomycetes, Serinales, Debaryomycetaceae. The record is from the annotation of a GenBank genome assembly.